AGGUGUAGGGAGUGUGUGGGGUAGAGUAAGAGGGGACUCAGAAGUCCCAGUAUCUUGGAGCGCCGGGCCGUCGAUCCUUCAUUCCUGCCCUCGGGGCAGACAGAGUGACCCCGGCCCCAGUCCCCGCCCUGACCAUGGUAGUGUUCAAUGGUCUUCUUAAAAUUAAAAUCUGCGAGGCCGUGAGCUUGAAGCCCACAGCUUGGUCGCUGCGCCAUGCGGUGGGACCCCGGCCGCAGACUUUCCUUCUGGAUCCCUACAUCGCCCUCAACGUGGACGAUUCGCGCAUCGGCCAAACAGCCACCAAGCAGAAGACCAACAGCCCGGCCUGGCACGACGAGUUCGUCACCGACGUGUGCAAUGGGCGCAAAAUCGAGCUGGCCGUCUUCCACGAUGCCCCCAUCGGCUACGACGACUUCGUGGCCAACUGCACCAUCCAGUUCGAGGAACUGCUGCAGAAUGGGAGCCGCCACUUCGAGGACUGGAUUGAUCUGGAGCCAGAAGGAAGAGUGUAUGUGAUCAUUGAUCUCUCGGGGUCGUCAGGUGAAGCCCCUAAGGACAAUGAAGAACGUGUGUUCAGGGAGCGCAUGCGACCGAGGAAGCGGCAAGGGGCCGUCAGGCGCAGGGUCCACCAGGUCAAUGGCCACAAGUUCAUGGCCACUUACCUUCGGCAGCCCACCUACUGCUCCCACUGCAGAGAUUUCAUCUGGGGUGUCAUAGGAAAGCAGGGAUACCAGUGUCAAGUUUGCACGUGCGUGGUCCACAAGCGAUGCCAUGAGCUCAUAAUCACAAAGUGCGCUGGUUUAAAGAAACAGGAAACUCCCGAUGAGGUAGGCUCCCAGCGGUUCAGUGUCAACAUGCCCCACAAGUUUGGUAUCCACAACUACAAGGUCCCCACCUUCUGCGACCACUGUGGGUCCUUGCUCUGGGGCCUGCUGCGGCAGGGCUUGCAGUGCAAAGUCUGCAAGAUGAACGUUCACCGUCGAUGUGAGACAAAUGUUGCCCCCAACUGUGGAGUAGAUGCCAGAGGAAUUGCCAAGGUACUGGCAGACCUAGGUGUCACUCCAGACAAGAUCACCAAUAGUGGCCAGAAGAGGAAAAAGCUCAUUGCUGGUGCCGAGUCCCUGCAGCCUGCUUCUGGAAGCUCACCGUCUGAGGAAGAUCGAUCCAAGUCAGCACCCACCUCACCCUGUGAUCAGGAAAUAAAAGAACUUGAAAACAACAUCCGGAAAGCCUUGUCAUUUGACAAUCGAGGGGAGGAGCACCGAGCAGCAGCAUCCACCGAUGGCCAGCUGGCAAGCCCGGGCGAGAACGGGGAAGUCCGGCAGGGCCAGUCCAAGCGCUUGGGUCUGGAUGAGUUCAACUUCAUCAAGGUGUUGGGCAAAGGCAGCUUUGGCAAGGUCAUGUUGGCGGAACUCAAGGGUAAAGAUGAAGUGUAUGCUGUGAAGGUCUUAAAGAAGGAUGUCAUCCUUCAGGAUGAUGAUGUGGACUGCACGAUGACAGAGAAGAGGAUUUUGGCUCUGGCGCGGAAACACCCAUACCUAACCCAACUCUAUUGCUGCUUCCAGACCAAGGACCGCCUCUUUUUUGUCAUGGAAUAUGUCAAUGGUGGAGACCUCAUGUUUCAGAUUCAGCGCUCCCGAAAAUUCGACGAGCCCCGCUCACGGUUCUAUGCUGCAGAGGUCACCUCAGCCCUCAUGUUCCUUCACCAUCAUGGAGUCAUCUACAGGGAUUUGAAACUGGACAACAUCCUUCUAGAUGCAGAAGGUCACUGCAAGCUGGCUGACUUUGGGAUGUGCAAGGAAGGGAUUCUGAAUGGUGUGACAACCACCACGUUCUGUGGGACUCCUGACUACAUAGCCCCUGAGAUCUUACAAGAGUUGGAGUAUGGCCCUUCUGUGGACUGGUGGGCCCUGGGGGUGCUGAUGUAUGAAAUGAUGGCUGGGCAGCCCCCAUUUGAGGCUGACAAUGAAGAUGACCUCUUUGAGUCCAUCCUCCACGAUGAUGUGCUGUACCCAGUCUGGCUCAGCAAAGAGGCUGUCAGUAUCUUGAAAGCGUUUAUGACCAAGAACCCCCACAAGCGUCUGGGCUGUGUGGCAGCACAGAAUGGUGAGGAUGCCAUCAAGCAGCACCCGUUCUUCAAGGAGAUCGACUGGGUGCUUCUGGAGCAGAAGAAGAUUAAGCCACCCUUCAAGCCACGAAUUAAAACCAAAAGAGACGUCAAUAACUUUGACCAAGACUUUACCCGGGAAGAGCCAGUACUCACGCUUGUGGAUGAAGCGAUUGUGAAGCAGAUCAACCAGGAGGAAUUCAAAGGCUUCUCUUAUUUUGGUGAAGACUUGAUGCCGUGAGAGGCCACUCCAAAUGGAGGUUCUUGAUGCUGCAAGAAGGGGUGCCGAGAAGAUUCCUGCUUUCCAGAGGCUCAGAAGGUUGUGAACUACUUCUCUUCCCCAAAGCCCCAGUCCCAUUUAUGCUAUCUAUUUAUUGCAUCCCCUUACCCAAGCCAGCUCCUCUCUCCUUCCACCUGGUGACCAAAAGGCAUUCUUGGUUUCUGUCUCAUCAGUAAUGCAGAACCAUGUUGGGUCAAAAGUUAGCCAUACACACUGCCAUAACUGUACGGUUGGCAAACCUGGUUUCACUCCUCAGGGGCACCUGGCAGUGAAGCAACUUCAUUUCCUUUCACUGCAAAGAAAAAGAGAAAAAGAAAAGCACGCAAGAAGGCUGUGGCUCUGCUAUUGGACAAAGAGGGACCGACAACCCUCGCUUCUCAUCCUACCUGUAUCGGCCGGCCAUCCCCUGCCCUUCUGUCCAGGAGAAGAGACUGGAGACUGGUGUAUGGGAGUGGGCACCAUCAAGGCAUGCCCUAUGAAGAGAGGGAGACUUGGAGGGGCACAGUUGGCUGCUUGUGUCAAUUUGCUCUGG
Messenger RNA from Orycteropus afer afer, 2919 nucleotides. It is a transcript of the gene PRKCE, whose product is annotated as protein kinase C epsilon. Lineage: Eukaryota; Metazoa; Chordata; Mammalia; Tubulidentata; Orycteropodidae. Gene Ontology annotation, biological process: protein phosphorylation. The record is from RefSeq and is a predicted model, not a curated record. Gene Ontology annotation, molecular function: ATP binding; diacylglycerol-dependent, calcium-independent serine/threonine kinase activity.